UGUGCAAUCUGCCUAACCUAACCUCAACCCUGGAGUCCUCCUGCUUCUCUGUUAAUCCUGAGGGCACCAGCUGUAUGCUAAUUCCCAUGGCUAGUCCCCUUGUCAUUGAGUACACACCUGACCACCAGAGGGCCCUGUCCUAGCAGAAAUCAAAACGCAACGUUCAUAGAAGUAAGGACCAUCGGCAGCUGAGCAGCCUGUCCGUUUGAAUGUGCAAGGAUUGGAAGGGACCAUUUCCAUGGACCAUCUGUCUCACUGGCUAGCGAUACAACAAAGGACCCAGGAUGGUGUUAAUACAUGUCGGAUAUUUGGUUCUUCCCGUAUUUGGCUCUGUAAGAAAUAGAGGAGCACACUUCACCAGACAUCAGCACAGCCAUGCUACCUCCUGCCGACACUUUAACCUGGGGGCCCCCCAGGCUCCCAUCUCAGCCGAGUUCCCCGUGGGUCAUGCCAGUCAGCCUCCCCAGACUGGCCUGGCCCCUCACCUGUCCACAGCCCCCCACCACCCUCCGCCCCUGACGGCCCUGCCGGCCCCCCCUCAGUUCCAGGACAUCCCGGGGCCCCCGUUCCUACCUCAGGCCUUACACCAGCAAUACCUCAUCCAGCAGCAGCUUCUAGAGGCGCAGCACCGCAGGAUCCUCCCACACUCCAGACGAACACCGGAGCGCGUUCCUCUGAACCCUCACAGGCUGCGCUCGGGGUAUGACUACUCCCCUCCACUCCACGUUCCCCAGCCAAUCAGCCAGCAGCCGCGCUACCUGGCCGAGGGCACAGACUGGGACCUCAGUGUGGACGCUGGCCUCUCUCACCAUCAGUACCAGCUCCAGCAGCUUCCACAGCACUAUCAGCAUUACCUGGCCUCAUCCCCUAGAAUGCACCACUUUCCCAGGAACACCACCUCUGCACAAGUGGUUGUGCACGAGAUCAGAAACUAUCCGUACCCCCAGCUCCACCUGCUGGCUCUACAGGGCCUCAACCCCUCACGCCAUGCUUCGGCUGUACGAGAGAGCUAUGAGGAGCUGUUGCAGCUUGAAGACAGGCUGGGAAGUGUCAGUAGAGGGGCAGUUCAGACCACCAUAGAGAGAUUCACCUUCCCACACAAAUACAAGAAGACCAAGAAGACAUCCUCAAGGUCUGAGGGCUUACAAGUCUCAGACAGGGCUACCUCACCACUAAAGCAUGAUUCCAAAUCACCUCAACUACAAAAACUCAUCAUAGAUACACAAGCACAGAGAAAGCCUCUGGAGAUGAAGGUUGGUGAGAAAGAGGAGGAGACUGAUGUGGAUGAGAAAUGUACCAUCUGCCUAUCCAUGCUGGAGGAUGCAGAGGAUGUCAGGCGGUUACCCUGCAUGCACCUCUUCCACCAGGGCUGUGUGGACCAGUGGCUGGCGACCAGCAGGAAGUGUCCAAUCUGCCGCGUGGACAUCGAGACGCAGCUCCAUCCCGACAGCUGAUUGGCCCGGGGGUGAAGCCUGACGGCCUGGCUGCUGUCAAUCACCCUGGUGUGUUUCCUGCUCCCCUCCACCCCGGCCCUGGUCCCUCCCCACACGGGUGCUUUGCCAAAUGUCUCCAGACGUCAUGUGACAUCAUCACCCUCUCUGACUCACGCUUUACUGAGCCAACCCAGGAUUACUUACUGCACGAGAGAAUGGAGUCUCUCUCUCUCUCUCUCAAUAAAAGCACAUCCCCGGCAAAAAGACAAGCAAACACACUCACACAUACAUACUCUAUACACACGCACAGGGUUUACUAGUUGCUUGCUGGAGGUGGGGUGUUGUUGCUGUCGUGUUGUUGUAGGUAGGGGAGGCAGGUGUUUGUCCUGUUUCCUGUGUCUUUGUAGCAUGUUCUUAAAGCCAUGACAUUAAUGUACUGAGUGAAAAACACACAACCCCACUUGCCAGCCGGCCACACACUCAAAACACACACACCCACACACUUUGCUUAUUCUGCCACAACAGGAAUCUAAAUCAACCACGUAAAAGCCCUGUCGCCAUGUUUGCCGACAGAUCAUUUGUGGUAGUACAGUAGCGGUAUCAGACAGUGGUAUGUAUGCAAUACAGUAGUUCUACAUUUGCUUGGGACUGAUGCUGUCAUCAGUGUUGGGACAUAAUACGACUAUUUCACUGCUGCAAUGUCGGCCUGCCCCAAUGCAUGGGUUGGCGUGUGUUUGAGUAAAUACACAGGUUAGUGAGUGUUUAACCAAAUGAGUUAUGGUAUCGCUUGACCUGCUGCAGCACGGGUUAAUGUGUGUGUUCUGCCCCAGUGUGUGGGUUUCAGUGUGUAUUUAACCAAUGCGUGAUCGUGUGUGACAAACUUAAAGUGCGGGUUCAAGUGUGUGUCAAAGGUUAAAGGGGAAUAUAGUAGUUAGAUUAAUGGUGGUUUGAUUGGCGUGCUUGUAGAAUACAAAGCCAAAUAAGGACUUUAAAAAAUGCAAAAAAGAAAUGUAGUAAGACCCAAUCCCCUAUCAUGCACUGCAGUGACUGGGUGAGGUGUGGGGCAUUCUGGGUAUGCAGGAGGGUUAGCUGCCCUGGAAACAGCGACUCUGUGCCAUCCCCUCCUGGCGCAGGUGUUAUGGCUGAGCAGUGUAGUGAAAUGCAUGUUUCAAUGUUGGCUUGGGCUGUUGUGUUAGCGUAAAAAAUAUAUAUAUAGGAAGAGCAAGGGAGGGGGUUGUGUGUGCAUGACUUAGUUCAUCUGAGCUGUGACUAUCUUUCUCAACACUAACAAAGAAAAAAAUACUGAGCACGAUGUCAGUGGCUGUCCCUGACCUGUAGCGUGUGUUCAUCCUGUCCCUUUUUGGUGGCAAACAAAAUGGAAUCCUAUUGUGACGUUUACCUUAUUGCCUAAAGAACAAGCACAUGUGAUGAUAGAUAUAGCAACAACCUCUUUCUUUGGUAUUGCAUUUGCGUUGGUUUCUGUAUAUUUAGGUAUAUAAACACGCAGUGUUUUGGACCGAGUGAGGAGCUUAGUUGUUAAAUUUGUGUUUUUGUGUGACAGAUCUCCCCUCGUGGUUGCUAUGCUGGUUUCUAUGCUGUAUUGCUAGAACAACAAUGUAGAAUGUUGUGUGAUGGGGGCAGUAUCCACAGUGUGCACACAGACAGGACUGGGGGCGGGUAAAAUAAGGGUCAUAGAAUACUUUUAUUGUAUAAAAAAAAAAAAACUUUAUUAAGUAUUUAAAUGUUGAUAUUUUAUGUUCAUUCCUUUUGAUCUGUUGCUCUGUUAUGUCUAAGUCAAUGUACGUAAACACUACAUAGCAGUGCCAAUCCUUAAAAACCUUUCUGUCAUAUGCAUUGAGGACUCAGUAUUGAAGCAUUAGGAAAAAUUUAAUCGCCCUGCGGACUUAAGGAUGAGUUGUGAAGGAUUGGGACAGACCCUUACUGUCCUGUGCACUGCCAGUGUUGAUACUGCCUCCUCCUUUAGUGGACUUUUCUAUGGGAUGUUUUGAUAGUUUACACAGGGUGUUGUCAGUUGAGAUGCCUUAAGUAUUUAACAAUCAUAAUUUAUUACUAACUGUAGAUAUCAUGGGUACAUAUUUAAUUUUAUAUAGUUUUUUUUUGUUGCAAUUGAAUCAUAAUUUAUUUAGAAAUAACACACAAAAAAAAUGAUUUACCUCAUUUUUGCAUUGUUUUAAAUGGGAAUGCUCCGCAUGCAGUUGUAUUUUUCCUGAAGAAACUAAACAAAAAAGCCCUGCUGUUUGAUCUCUCCCCGAGCCGGCUGUGCUAUGUUUACUGUCCCGGGCUGAGCUGUCUGGCCUGCUCUUCUCAUGUGGUGCUGUGGAUAUCUUGGUUACAUUCCAUUCAAUGCAACUUUUCUCUUAUCCCCUAUGCUGUGAUGUAGUGGACAGACUGCAAUGGAAUGAAAUGGUUUUUAGUUUGUAAUUGUUUUCUUGUCUCUCGUUUUGCACUCUUAGUUUUAACAUGGGAACCCUCUCACUGGCAUAACAGUUUACGAACAUAGAUGUGUUAUUAUCAUCAUUAUUAUUAAAUACUCUGUCCAUUUCCAGCUCUCUCUUUCAUCCCUCUAUCCAUUCUGUCUUUUAACAAAGCAUGUUCCUUUUCUUCUUUGUCAUGGGAUAUUUCUCCUUCCCUCUUUUCCAGAAAAACAUGUAGUUUUGAGUCCAACAAGUGCCUCGCUUCUAGUGUCAAGAGAUAUUACCUUAUGAUUUAAACCACACUAACUCCUGCACUCACUUACCCAAAAGCCAUCAUGUCCAAAUACUGUAUAACGUUGUCUUUCCUCACUUAUUCCCUCUCUUCUCUCUUUAAGGUCACCACUGACCAACCUGCAAGGUGAAAUAAAUAUGUCAGCCCCCAUAAGUGGAGUGUGCGAACAUCAGGUGGUGUGGUUGGCAUAUUCACGCUUUCACUAAGCAAAUAGAUCUGUGGCUACCUUAUGAGAGAAAGGAAAGCAGCUAUUUAGGAGUAUUUUUUAGUUAAAUAUUUGACCAAAACCUUUGUAGAAAGAGGCAUGUUUCACUGUGUUCAUCUACGCUACACUAAUUAGUCCAAUCUUUCCCUCUUCUUUUCCUGCAUUUCCUUUAAUUUCUGUCUCCUUUAUUUAUUCAUGACCGUCCAUCCCUCCAGCCACUCAGAACCCAUCCAAUGUUUCCCAUCACAAUCCUCUCUCAAGGGAAAACAAGAACAGAGGAUCUCUUAAAGCACAAACUAACUAAAAAUGCAUGUUUUUCUCAGGUUUGGAUAUAUAUUCUCGAUGGUAUAUAAGUAUAUGGUGAAAAUAUUUGCAGAUAUACUAAGAAUAAUACAAAUAAUUAAUUUUACUGCUGCUUGCAUCUGACAAACAAAAACUGAAGGAAAGAGAAAAUAUCCCAGAUAGUGCCAGUGAUAGGGCUGCCGCCACCUUUGUAUGAGAAAUCUGCUGUUUUAGCUGUGACUGCGCAAUGUUUUUCAAUAUAGGAUAUUUUAUCGGAGAGUAGAACUAUUUAUCAUUAAUAUUAAAGCAAUAGCUCAUUAAUGAUGAUGAGUGUGUUGAUGAAGAACUGGAUGAGCAUAUGUGUAAAUGUUAGAUUCACAUUUGGUGGAAUUUUGUACUUUAUUUAUUACUACUAAUAAUGAUUUUAAAAGUUGCAUCGCUAAACCCAAACUGUUCUGUUUUUUAAUUUCAAUUUUAUUUCAAGGCUUGUAUAUUAUCCUUUUUGUAUGUGCUCUUUUUGUAAUAAAUUGGAUGAAAUGGAAGGUGUAUAAAUCUGGUGAUGAAUUGG
This is a messenger RNA of Coregonus clupeaformis (lake whitefish), 5215 nucleotides long. Its product is annotated as E3 ubiquitin-protein ligase RNF165-like. Lineage: Eukaryota; Metazoa; Chordata; Actinopteri; Salmoniformes; Salmonidae. The transcript has 11 exons. Bases 285 to 1454 code for a protein of 389 amino acids. The record is from RefSeq and is a predicted model, not a curated record. Gene Ontology annotation, molecular function: zinc ion binding; ubiquitin protein ligase activity.